Molecule: messenger RNA, 2678 nt
Organism: Cloeon dipterum
Lineage: Eukaryota; Metazoa; Arthropoda; Insecta; Ephemeroptera; Baetidae
Product: kelch-like ECH-associated protein 1
Exons: 5
Coding region: 237-1673 (478 amino acids)
Biological process (GO): neurogenesis
Cellular component (GO): P-body; cytosol
Molecular function (GO): protein binding
Source: RefSeq, a predicted model, not a curated record
UACACAGUGCACAGAGAGAAGGAAAAUUGUGCACUCUCUUCUUUGAAAUUUGUUAUAAGCUCCGAACAGUUCCAAAUAAUUCAUCCUAGCUGGUAGCUGGAGGAUUAUCUGCGAAUAUACAAUUUCUAAAAGCAAAAAUUGACCUUGACGGCGAUCGAUGCGAAUUGCGUCACUUGCAUCCUUAGCAUCCUAACUACAGUGUUGGUAAAGUACCUAAAAGAGUGGACGACACGACAAUGGAGAAAAAACAGCAGGACUGGCGGGAUAAGCACCAUACCCUUUCGAGCCAGCUGUGGUACAUGUACCAAAACCGCAUCAACACUGACAUUGAACUCCACGUGUUCAACGGCCAGAAGAGCCAGACGUAUCACUGCCACAAGGUGAUCUUGAUGCGCCUCAGCCCAGUGUUCGAGAAGCUAAUGUACGUUCCUGAGCAAGGCCAAGGCGGCGUCUUGAGCCUGACUGCCCUCCGACCCGAUCUCUUCGGCCUGCUGGUCAAGUACGCGUACACGGACGAAAUUCGAAUCAAAUCCAUCGUCGAUGCUCUUGAUUUGAUCAAACUGUGCAAGCUGUACGACGUGAGCCGCCUCAAAACUAAUGCCAUCAAUUACCUCCAACUCAACAUCAACACUAACACUGUUUGGUUGAUUCUCGACUUUUUCGACGAACUGAACAAGAAGGAAAAGGGGCUGCUCAGCAAGAAGAUUGACACGGUGCUAACGGAGCAAACGACCGCUUGUCUCGAGUCGGAUAAUUUCCUGUCGUGCAGUAACACGUCGUUGCAGCAUCUGCUGAGCAAAGAGGUGCUCUCGGUGGAGUCUGAGCUGCCGUUGGUGUUCGCCGUGCAGCGUUGGGCGCAGCGCUGCAACUCGGGCGUGACGCUCACGCCGGACAAGUCGAAGGAGUUGCUGGGCGCGUGCCUGUCGUCGGUGCGCUUCCUCAGCCUCACGCCGACUGAGUUCUCGGAGCACGUGGCCAAGUCCGGCCUGCUCACCGACUCGGACACGCUGCUGACGCUGCUCAGCAUCAGCACCAACGACGCCAACAUCCCAGGCUGGAUGUGUCCGCUGAAAUCCAAGCGCGCCCAGCCGGCCGCGGCGCCCAAGCAGCAGCCGCUCAUGCCGCAAGCCGGGCCUUCGUCCCCCGUCCCAAAGCAGCCGUUCAAAAAGCAGCCGCAGCCGGGCUUCAACAAAAACAACCCCAAGAAUAAGAAUUUCCGGCCCCAGCAGCAGCAACAGCAGCAGCAACAGCAGCCGCAACAGCAGGUUAAAGACCCUUUCCUGCCGCAGCUCAGCAUCAAGAGCAGGAAGAUCGAGACGGACAGGCACGACGCCAAGUCCAACAUGUCGAUGGUGCAGUUCGCCCUGGACAAGGAGACGUACCUGUUCAACGUGCACGUGCUGCUCACCGACGCAAUGAUGGCGGACAAGAAGAUUGGCGUCGAGCUCAGUCAUUUGCGCGUCAAAUUCUGCGAGUGGAAGGGCGCCGUGCUCGAGGCCACCGACUUCCCGCAGGCCAUCCUGCCCGCCUGGGUCACCCUGAAGAAGCCGCUCGCCCUCAAGCCCACGUCCGACUACCUGGUCGUCCUCUACACACCCCAGUCGUUCUCGUCUGUUGGCAUAAAAAGGCUUGAGGUCGAGCACAUCAGCCACACACUCAGAAUUUUCUUGUAAAUGUUAUUUUGUUUAAAAAGUUUUAUUCAUAACUGGCAAUUUUUCUUUCAGUUUGUGAUAAAAGAUUCUUUUGUAAAUUUUGGAUGCUCUUUGUCCGUUCAGUUUUUCUCAUGGCCGUGUUUUUUUUUUAAUAAUGGACUCUAUAUGUAUUAUUUCAUCACACAUUAAUUCGUCCAAGAACUAAAUGUUUUUAGAAAGCUUAAUUGCAGGACUAAGUCAUAGAACUCACUGCACCGUCACCUCAAUAUUUUCGAAUGUGCUCCAGUCGACUCCAGGGGCUCGAAUAGGUGGAGGAAGUAAUUUUCGCGAUCAAAAUAUCAUUUCUAACAUGCGAGCAGCGGCGCAAAACAAUUUCUACCGGAAAAAAUACCUAUUUCAAUCUUCAUAGGAGUCGAUUGGAUCGUUCAAAAUAUAUAUAUGGUUACAAGUAGUUAAUCUUUAAAGUUUGUGCACUUUGCGCAACAGUAAUAAAAGCUAUUCAAACAUGGCCGCACCUGGAGUCUUGAUGUAGGUCAGGAAUUCUAAUUUCUUUGUUGAGAGAAACGGGCAACACCAAAAAGGGGCAAGUGUCCAACGAUAAAAUUAUUGGACACUGCUGAACCAGUGCAAAUGACCCCUGGUGACAGAUUCGUAAAUGAUUGGCCAUACCAGCGGUGGGCAAUAACUCCUUUAUCGUCAUUUUUUGGGAUCCGAUUUUUUGUCAUUUUUGUUUUUAUUUCAAAUCACCAUAAAACAUUUGUGCGCAGAUACUCUGCUAGGGGUGGCCAUCAUGCGUGGCCCGGUCACGUGACGGCGCAUUGAUGAAAUAUGGUUUUUGUUAAAAUUUUAGUCAUGCAUAGUCACGUUUAAAACUGUUUAAUGUUUUAAACUAAGUCAAAAGUGGUGGAAGAAAAAUUGAUUUUUAAAAAUACGCAUUUACGGCUUAAUUUUUUUAUUAUAAUGAAUAUAUUACUUAAAAUAAUACAAGAUAUUUUAUGUAUAAUAAAUAACAUGUGUGGCUUAAAA